Molecule: messenger RNA, 2962 nt
Organism: Phascolarctos cinereus (koala)
Lineage: Eukaryota; Metazoa; Chordata; Mammalia; Diprotodontia; Phascolarctidae
Gene: PALD1
Product: phosphatase domain containing paladin 1
Source: RefSeq, a predicted model, not a curated record
UCCAGCCUUCCGGCCAUCUGUUCAUCGGAGGACCUUCGUGCUGCACGGAGCCGAGCCCAUGUGCCCUGGGGCCGCCGACAGGCAGAUCGCGUCCUGAGGCUGCUGUCCCUGGAUUAUGGGUACGACGGCCAGCACUGCCCAGCAGACAGUGUCGGCGGUGACAGGCCCCCCAUUCGAGGGCCUCCAGGGCUGUGGUGGCAUGGAUGACCGCCACUCACUCAGCAUUCACUCCUUCCAGACCACUGGCCCUCAUAACAGCCGGGCCAAGUCCAUCAUCCCCAACAAAGUGGCCCCAGUUGUGAUCACGUACAACUGUAAAGAAGAGUUCCAGAUCCAUGAUGAAGUGCUCAAGGCCCAUUACACAGUGGGCCGGAUCUCAGAGGCCACGCAGGAGCACUACCUGGUCCAGGGACGCUACUUCAUGGUCCGAGAUGUCUCAGGGAAAAUGGAUGCCUUGAACACCACAGGGAGCUGCGGGGCCCCCAACUUCCGCCAGGCCCGAGGUGGGCACGCUGUGUUUGGCAUGGGGCAGCCCAGCCUUGCAGGCUUCAAGAGGGUUCUCCGGAAACUCCAGAGCGAUGGCCAUAAGGAGUGUGUCUUUUUCUGUGUCCGUGAGGAGCCUGUCUUGUUUUUGCGCAUGGAUGAUGAUUUUGUGUCUUACACGCCUCGGGACAAACAGAACCUGAGUGAGAAUCUCUGUGGACUGAGCCCGGCUGUCCAGGUGGAGAGCUUGGAGCUGGCCAUUCGGAAAGAGAUUCAUGACUUUGCCCAGCUGAGUGAGAACACGUACCAUGUCUACCAUGACAUUGAGCACUUCCGGGAGGAGCCACACUCGGUGCCGGUCCAGAAUGAGGAUGACAUCCAUGUGACGGAGGAGGUGUACAAGCGUCCCGUCUUUCUGCUUCCGUCAUACAGGUACCACCGACUGCCUCUGCCAGAAGAUGGGGCCCCCCUGGAAGCCCAGUUUGAUGCUUUCAUCGGGUUCCUCCGGGAGAGCCCCAGCCUGCUGCCACUCCGGGACCCCGUGGGGGCACCCCCAGCCCUUCUCUUCAGCUGCCAGACCGGAAUCGGGAGGACCAAUCUGGGCAUGGUGCUGGGCACCCUCGUGCUCUCUCACUGCAGGAGGAUGACCAAGAGGCCAGAGGCAGCACCCCCACAAACUGACUCACGGCCUCUGGAGCACUUGGAGGUGGUACGGAGCUUCAUCCACAUGGUACCCAAGGGGAGGCAGAUUGUGGAGGAGGUGGACCACACCUUAGCGGCCUGCUCAGAAUUGCAUAACCUGAAGGAGACUGUCUUUGAAAACCAGAAGAAGUUGGAAGGGCUUGGCCAGGAUCACCUGCAGGGAAGUGGUGGCCAAGAACCCCGGCAGCAGAAGACUCUGCAGAGCUUGGAACGCUACUUCUACCUGAUUGCCUUCAACUACUAUUUGCACGAGCAGUACCCCCUGGCUUUUGCCCUCAGUUUCAGCCGCUGGAUGUGUGGACACCCGGAGCUGUACCGGCUGCAGGUGAACUUGAGGGAGCCUCUGGUCACCGGGGAGCUGACUGCCAAGGACGCCUGGGUGCUGGUGGCAGAUGGACCCUUCUCCCCUGACGUGCUCAGCACUGUCCGAGAGAUGAACGUGGCCAACUUCCGGAGGGUAGCCAAGAUGCCCAUCUACGGCAUGGCCCAGCCUACCGCCAAGGCCAUGGGAAGCGUCCUGGCCUACCUGACUGACUCCAAGAGGAAGCACCGGCAGGUGAGCUGGCUCAACCUUCGGGAAGAGGCGGUUGUGGAGUGCGAUGGGCAGACCUACAUGCUGCGGGAGCAGGGGAACCUGAAGGAGCCCUUUCCUGGGCCUGCUGCCUGCUCCCCCGAGCAGCUGGAGAAAUUGGAGUCCCAGCUGAAGGCCAGGGUGUUGGCUUCCCCCAAGCGGAUACAGGUGCACCCGGAUCGGGAGAAGCAGACGCCGUUCCAGACGUGCCUGACCGUGCAGGACAUUCUCAGCCAGCACCGGGACCUCUCCUACCGGCGCCUCCCCAUCCCAGGCUUUUGUGCCCCUAGGGAGCAGGAUUUUGACCGGCUCCUUGAGGCGAUGAGGGCGGCGCUGGCCAAGGACCCCAGUACCAGCUUCGUGUUCAGCUGCCUGAGCGGCCAGGGCCGGACCACGACAGCCAUGGUUGUGGCUGUCCUCAUCCUGUGGCACAUUAAUGGCUUCCCUGAGAUGGGAGAGGAGGAGAUCGUGAGCGUGCCUGAUGCCAAGUAUACCAAGGGAGAGUUUGAGGUGGUGAUGAAGGUGGUCCAGCUGCUGCCUGAUGGGCACCGGGUGAAGAAGGAGGUGGAUGUGGCCCUGGACACGGUGAGCGAGACCAUGACACCGAUGCACUACCACCUGAGGGAGAUCAUCAUCUGUACCUACCGCCAGGGAAAAACAGCAAAGGAAGAGCAGGAGACCCGGACAUUGCAUCUCAGAAGCUUGCAGUACCUGGAGCGAUACAUCUUCCUGAUCCUUUUCAAUGCCUACCUUCACCUAGAGAAGAGAGAUUCCUGGCACCGGCCCUUUAGUGUCUGGAUGCUGGAGGUGGCCGCCAAAGCUGGAGUCUACGAGAUUCUCAACCAGCUGGGCUUCACUGAGUUUGAGACGAUUGAGGACAAGCCCCUGUCCAGGUUACGCUACCGCUGGCAAGAACAGACCCUGAGCCCCGGGCCCGUCCUGGGGGACUUCCUGUAGAAGGAAGCGAGCAGCAGCCCACUAGCCUCGCCUCCUGGAACGGUUCUGCUGCGGCAGUGGGCUCCUUUCCCUUCCUCCCUCUCUCUCUCCGUUUUAACUGGAGAAAGAGGGGGAUGGGCUGUGGCCUGAAGGCAAAGGCUUCUGCUUUUCCAGGAGAACUGGGUGGGGGGGUGGAGGGAACCUACGUUACUUAUAAAAGAAGCUGUGAGAGGGACCUUUUCGACACAAUAAACCGUAUUGUAAGUGAAA